GGGAGAGAGGUAUCUACUUACAGCUGCUGUCAGAUAUCCGAUCGCACUCGCAUGGCGAGGAGGUAAUCCGAUCAAGCUGGGAGGAGUGACUUUACCAGGGAAGGCUUGAACAAAAAAAUGUCUUCUUCUUCUGCCGGAGAAGUCACAGCAGCAAAUGACAUCAAGAGGGAAAAUGUGAAGGAGCUGGAUGAGCGCGAGUGCAUCAAGUUUGUGGCGCUGGACGCGGCGGAGUUGUCCAUGGAGCGCGCGACUCCCAGCGCGGACGCGGUGCGCACGGAGCUGUUGGUGAGCGCCGCUUCCUCUCUGGCUUUCUCCCCGGAGCAAGUGGCGUGCGUCUGCGAGGCUUUGCAGCAGGGAGGCAAUGUGGACCGGCUGGCCAGGUUCCUGUGGUCCCUGCCACAGAGUGACCUGCUGCGCGGCAACGAAAGCAUCCUGAAAGCCCAAGCCCUGGUCGCUUUCCACCAGGCGCGGUACCAGGAGCUGUACAGUAUACUGGAGAACCACAGCUUCAGUCCGUCCAACCACACCUUUCUGCAGGAUCUGUGGUACAAGGCCCGAUACACUGAGGCGGAGAAGGCGCGGGGGAGACCACUGGGCGCCGUGGACAAAUACCGGAUCCGGAGAAAAUACCCUCUCCCCAGGACUAUCUGGGACGGCGAGGAGACUGUGUAUUGUUUCAAGGAGAGGUCUCGGAACGCGCUGAAGGAUCUGUAUAAUCAGAAUAGGUACCCAUCUCCUGCCGAGAAAAGAAACCUCGCCAAGAUUACAGGACUCUCCUUGACCCAGGUCAGCAACUGGUUCAAAAACAGGAGACAGAGAGACAGAAACCCUUCCGAGGCACAAUCAAAAAGUGAAUCAGAUGGAAACCACAGCACAGAGGAUGAGUCUAGUAAAGGCCAGGAGGAGCUGUCACCACGGCCCCUCUCGAACUCCUCGGAUGGGUUAAUGCCCCAUGGGAUUCAAACUGGGCCUCUGGACAGUGGGGUGGUCAUCCAACAGAUUGGGGACAUCAAGAUGCCCCCUGGAUCCAACAGCGGCGGCCUCUACAACGGAAGUCUAGUGACAAGCAACACCUCCUCCACCAUGUUUCACAACGGUGGCUCGUCUUACCUCCACACGCCUGGGAACAUCCUGUUCAACGGGCUCAAUUUGGGCAUCCAGCCCUUGGCCUUCAACCCCCUGAGGUCGUCUGGAGGGGUUUUGCUGGGGGGCACUGGGGUGGACAUGCAGAUGCAGGAGAAGGGACUGGGUAGUUCUCCUGAGGACUCCGGCCUGCAGUACACCUCCUACUCCGGCUGUGUGAAUGGAGCGGAGGUGAAGCUGGAGGGGACUCACUCCUCCAUGGCUGCCCAGAACGGAGGCUCCUCCGUGCUGGCGUUCAGCUCGCCGUCAGGCGCGCUGCAGCUGGGUGGCUACAGUCUGGUCCACGUCCCCAGUGGAGUGUCGGACAGCGACAGCGGCUCGUUACUCAACAGCGAUGUCGGUCUGCCAACCUUGCAGCUCUCUGCGUCAUCUGCCUCGACCAUCUCACAACAAGGUCCUUUACCUCUGGACAACGUCGCCGUGAGUUCCUCCAGCGACGACUCCUUCCAGCAGCAGGACAAGCUGACCAUGACGUCUCUGCACCACAGCACCGUCCUCUACAGCUUGAGCAACGCCGGCCAGCCGUCCAUCAAGAAGGAGCCGCUGGAGGGAGGCGUCUACUCCUCCUAUCACCACGGCCUUCACUUGGACCCCAAUGGUCAGCUCAGCUACACCACUCCUAACUCUGAAGAGGCUCCGUCCAGCCGAGGUCCAACCUCGACCACGGAGGUCUCCGCUGUCGCCGCGUCUAGCCCCGAGCCGGAGGUCUACACCACCCUCACCAUCAGCACGCCGCUGAUGGCCCAGACGGACGCAAGAAGCCACCACCUCCAGCCCGCGGAGUACCUCGGGGGCCACGAGGUCCGAGGGCCCUCGCACCUGAUGGGCCCCGGCAUGAACAGCAACUUCAUGAACCUUUCAGACAACAAAGUUGACGGCUCCGGCUCAGGCAGCAUGAAUGAGAUGGUGCGGGCGAUGUGUGGGGAGAUGGAGGCUGUGGAAGGCAAGGAGCUAGCCAAACUACAGACAGUGCAAAUGGACGAGGACAUGGCUGACCUGUGACCUCAAGAAGAACUUGUGUCCUCCCCAGCAGUGACAUGGUGAAUCUUUUUACCCUCGUGUGAGCGUGUGUUGUUGGGUUUUUUUUUUUAUUAUUAUUUUUUCAUUUCC
Messenger RNA from Solea senegalensis (Senegalese sole), 2253 nucleotides. RefSeq names its product SIX homeobox 4a (gene six4a). NCBI's taxonomy places the organism in Eukaryota, Metazoa, Chordata, Actinopteri, Pleuronectiformes, Soleidae. The record is from RefSeq and is a predicted model, not a curated record. The transcript has 3 exons. Gene Ontology annotation, biological process: regulation of transcription by RNA polymerase II. Gene Ontology annotation, molecular function: DNA-binding transcription factor activity, RNA polymerase II-specific; RNA polymerase II cis-regulatory region sequence-specific DNA binding. The coding region runs from base 118 to 2145 and encodes 675 amino acids. Gene Ontology annotation, cellular component: nucleus; transcription regulator complex.